CGUAUUAAAAGGCGAGAGGGCCGAGGUUUAACUUCCUUACUUUCUCCUGUAGGCGGUUGUGGCAUUCGCAAUCGUAAAAUACACCAUUGGUGACUGCGAAAUAGGGGGGGUAGAACAAGAAUAUUGACGAUUUAAUUAAGAAGAAAAAAACGUGUAGUUGUCUCGCCAGGACGUACAGAGAGUUGCUGACACUCAGUCUUGGUGCGCUGCAGAAGUGGAAAUACCGGCUACGCAACGAAGAAAGUGUCACUGUCUUUGGUUCUGAAUUAGGUGUGAAGGGCUUCCAUAAUUACUGCCUGCAUCUGUGCUGGAUUAUUAAUUUUCACUGAACGAGAUUUAAAUCUGAUCAAUUGAGCUCAGAUUGAACGGCUAGCUUCAACACGGUCUAACUGGGAUGCCUAAUUGGAUCUUAUGCAAUGUUUGUUUUCAUCAACCUAGCACCAGUCGCCAGCUUGCGGUUACAAACUGUGGCCACAUUAUAUGUGAAGUGUGUUUUCAGAAAGGGAAUAAAGAUCAGUGUCUUGUCUGUAAAGCACAAUGUAAAAUUCAGCCACUUUCAAACAAAAGCAGUCCAGAAGUCAAGGCUCUUUUCACAGACAUAGAACCAAUUUGUAAGAGGUAUUGCUCAGAGAUAACAAAGGUUUUAGAAUUUCAAGAAAGACACAGGAAGAGGCUGUUAGCAUACUACAAACAAAAGAGUGAAAAAAUGGAAGCAUCACUUCAGAAGAUGAAGGGUGAGAUGCAACAGAUGAACAAAAAAAUUGGUGAACAGAAAGCCUACAUUGCAAAAUUGGAAUGUUCACUGCAGAAUCAAAGUUUGAGAUCACAACAGUCCUAUUGCACAUCUUCCUCACCUGCCCCAUCAAAUGCUAUAGCAGCAUCUUCAUGGAAGCAGAUACCAUUUGGUUUGCAGAAAUGCUCACAACCAUCACCAACAACCAUGUCUGAACCAAUGGAUGUGGAUGUCCAGAAACAAUUUAGAAAACCCGAGAUGUCAUCAAGUAGGAUUUCUUUAAUAAGUCCACCCCAGGACGGGCAUAUGGGUGCUAUCCCCCACAGGGUUACUAGUCAGAGCUGUUUGGUGGCAAAUCGCUCCUCUCGAACUGUACCUGUCAGUAGGACACAUUCAAACACGAUGACGUCAUUGCAAGAAUUCCGGCCUGGCAGUGCACUUUCGAACACCAUGACAUCAUCACAAGAAUUCCGGCCAGGCAGUGCACUUACGAACAAGAUGACAUCAUCACAAGAAUUCAAGCCGGGCAGUGCACUUACGAACAAGAUGACAUCAUCACAAGAAUUCCGGCCGGGCAGUGCACUUACGAACAUGAUGACAUCAUCACAAGAUUUCCGUCGGAGAGGAUUGUCUUCUCAGAUAUACAGAACCGAGGAGACAUGGAAUGGCUCAAGCUUUAGAAGACAAGAACCUGUCUAUUCUUCACUGUCCUCCCUGGUGUCUGUAAGGGAACCCUUCAGCAUCCAUGGUCUUCUCCAUGGUAACCAAGCCAAAUGAAUGUCACUGGAGGAUUAUCUCUUCUUAACUAGGCAAAGAGGUAAAGAUAUUAACAUGUUGACAGAGGAUUAUCUUAAAAUUUUCUGUUUGUCCUGGUAUUCUCAGUGAAGUGUCCACAAGUAUACAUGGCAAUAUUCAAGUGGGUGUUUCUGAAAUGUAUCCAGUAGGUGUGCGUCUAAUACAUGAGUGCUACAGUAUACCUGACAUUAUUAUUUUUUAAUUAAUAAAAAAUAGGGAAGACAGUGCAAGUAACCCCUUUGUUUAUUUACGCAUUUUCAGGUAAGUAGUUCCUUUAAUAUCUUUUAUUAAUUCAGACUUGACUCACCUUAAAAUAAACUUUGUUUUUGGUACAUUGAGUUUUUAAGGAAAAACAAAGAUUGGUUUUCUGGUGGAACUUGCUUAAUCAUAUUAAAGUUUUAAUUUCAUAUGUAUUUUCUAACUCCUUCAGAACAAAAGGUGUAAAAAACAUUAAUGAAGGUUAAUUAAAAAACACCAGUCAACAAUAUACAGUAUCUGAAUAAAGGAUUUGAGUCUUUUUCAGGUCAUUGUUUUCUCAGACUAGAUUAAUUCUGCAAUUCAGCAGGUAGAAACUGUAUUUAAAUUGUCAACCUGGGAACAAUUAAAUACACAGAUGCAAAAAGUAAAUUCAUUAUAAUGUAUUUUUGCAAGCACAACUUUGUAUUA
Lepisosteus oculatus (spotted gar) is the source of this 2194-nucleotide messenger RNA. RefSeq names its product ring finger protein 212 (gene rnf212). The record is from RefSeq and is a predicted model, not a curated record. Gene Ontology annotation, biological process: protein sumoylation; homologous chromosome pairing at meiosis; reciprocal meiotic recombination. Lineage: Eukaryota; Metazoa; Chordata; Actinopteri; Semionotiformes; Lepisosteidae. Gene Ontology annotation, cellular component: synaptonemal complex. Gene Ontology annotation, molecular function: SUMO transferase activity.